Messenger RNA from Drosophila pseudoobscura, 583 nucleotides. RefSeq lists its product as uncharacterized. Lineage: Eukaryota; Metazoa; Arthropoda; Insecta; Diptera; Drosophilidae. The transcript is spliced from 3 exons. The record is from RefSeq and is a predicted model, not a curated record. Bases 133 to 567 code for a protein of 144 amino acids.
CUCAAGGUAUGACAAAUUUACCUCACCCUCUAGUCCCCCAGAGAGAGAGAGAGAGAGAGAGAGAGAGAGAGAGAAAGGCUGAGAAAUGGUCAUUUCCUGUGAGUCUGGAACUGAGUCUACACGCAAACACACAUGCACACAUACGCACAUGAGUGUGUGUCCUGUGCCGACUUCUUGGCAUGUCCUGGUGCUCCUGCUUCGCUUCUGGGUCUCUGCAAAAUUGGUAAUUUUCUAGUACAUUUAUUUCUACAUGUCAGCCAGUCGGAGGACUCAGGGCCCAACCGCAUCGAGGACUUCCUCCUGCCCGACGCUGGAGGUUGGAUGUUGAUAUUGAUGGACAUCAAAAGGCAAAAUUUAAAUCAGCCCACAAACGGGGGAAAGGGAAUGAAGCAGAAGCUGAAGCUGAGACGGAGACUGUGGACCGAGUCCAAGGAAUACGUCAUGUCCACUUUCGGCAAGACAAGAAAAGGGUUCUCUCCCAGGGACUCGACUCCGCCAAAGGACAAGUCGAGGAUGAAGAUGGGUGGGUGCGGGGAUGGGUGCGGCAUCUUCUCCAGUCUGUUAUGAAUGCAAAUUAAAAGUA